AACAUAUAAUAAACAUAUAAUAAUAAUAAUAAUACAUUAUUGUGAAAUGGGCCGUUCUGAAUAAUGAGUAGUCUACUUUUACUUUUGGUAAUUAUAUUAAAGUUCCAAUUUUGAAUGCCAGACUUUAACUACACGGUAGUAUUACUAAAUACUUAAAUAAAGAAUCUGUAUACACUCUUCAUAGACUGGUGAAAAGUGACACAUAAACACACGCACAGUCCCGCCUCGCGCCAGUAGAGGGCGCCAGAUGACCACGUAAUCGCCAGCAGGUAGGCGUUUAUUGAUUUCCAGCAUUUAGGGUAUUUUUUGUAUAGUCACAGAAACUAAUUGACAAACAAAACAGCUUUCUUAAUCUUGCAGCGAGGGAUGCGUCUAUGAUAAGUUUAGGAAACAUGCUACAGUGGUGAGUAUGUGGGCUGAGCAGAUGCCACCGACUGAAACUAAACUGACGCAAUUGGCAAUUAAUACUUCACCUGUUUCAACAAAAUCACGCAUGACAUAUAUACACGUUUUCAGUGGGACAUGUCAACACUGCGUUUUUCGCAGAGGAAAAGUGGCUUCUUGGUCAAAAAGCUUUAAAAAUGAAAGCAUCUCGCACACAUUAGCGUAACCAUGUUUAAAUAAGAAUAAAAGCAAAGCGCUCCCUAAAAGUUGAACUUAUUCAACUUGGCUCCGGUGGGGUUUUUUUUACUCGCAAACUCUUCUCGUCGCCCUCCCCGUCGACGUUACGUACGCUGCCGUGGCGUGCCUGCAAGCCAAAUAACAUGGAGUCCUCUGCCUGGCAUCUUCAAGGGAUCCUUGCAAAAAACACGAGCGGCGAUUAAACGACCAAGUUUGUCCAUGGGAGCAGUCAAAGCCUCCGGCGAGCAUCGUCUCGGGGCGUAAAAGCUUCAGCUCCGUCCUCAAAGUAUGACGAAGGGUGCUUAAACAGCCUGCCUUUCACUGCGAUCCGCAAACCAGGCCGAUUUCAUGUGUGUUCGUGUUUCCAGAGGAAGAGGAGACUGCACAAUGUAGGCAGGCUGGUCACCAGUGGGAUUCCAUACUGUUCUCUGGGGGACCAUGGAGCCAGAAGGGCGACCCCUAACCCCAGGGACCAGCUAUGGGCCCCCACCCUUCAACUCAGCACAAAACCCCGUCACCCCCGCCUCCCUCAACUGCACCUUACAGUCAUCACGUUCCCCCAAUGUGAGAGGUGGCCUGAUGUCUGCUAAAUGCUGGGACCACACUGGAGAUGAGGACCCCAAGCAGACUGAGGGCACUCAGCCCAGUGCAGACCCAGGGAGGAGCGCACAGAGGAGGUUCAGGUCCUCAGUCUUCUCUUCCUCCCUAAGCUGGGACUCUGACUCUGAGAAAGAAACACUAGAUGAGGAGGAGCUACAGCACUUUUCUAACCCUCACGGUCUGGCUGCUCACAGCCCGGGAUCUCCUUCGUCUGGACUCAGACCUGAUAGUGAAGAAGACCAAGGACCAGCAAAUCUGCAGCACCUGCACAGCAAGACUGACUGGCCUACUGCUGUGGAGGGGCACAACGACAACAACGAGAGCACAAAGACAGAAGAGCCAAAUACAUCUCAGCUUGGCCCACAAGAAUUGGAAGACAGCAAAGUCUGGAAUGUACCUGAGGAAGCUGAGCGGUUUCUGUCCAAAGUAAAACCAAAAGAAGGUUGCCAGAUGGUGGAGGAGGCAGAUAGUUGUGAGGGAGAGAAAAGGCCCAAGGGAAAAGAAACCACAGAGCCUGAGAGAGAUGUGUACACGUUCCCUGGAGACUCAGACCCUGAGAGUCCCCCUCCUGCCCCCUGGGCUCAUUGCACAUUCAUUCAGCGGUGCAGAAAGAAGAGGGUGCUGCUCAGGCCCUUCUCUGGACUUGGCACCUUAAAGCGCACAUUGCCUGAAAGUGGCAAACGGGCAAAAGUGAGUCCUCAAAAAUCAAAACCGGCUGAGCCAGCACAGCUGAAUCAAGGUGGAGAGGUUUAUGAUUUUGAUGAAGUGAACUUGGGAGAGGCAGCAGUGGAAGAACCGGUAAAGUUCAGAUACAAAGGCGGGAAAAGAGACAAAGAAGAAGAAAGUGGGAUAGUGCCCGUUAAAGAAAUCUUCACCUGUGUGGAAUGUAGCAUUUACUUCAAAAAGCAAGUCCACCUGCAGGAGCACAUCGUUGAGCACUGUCAGAGUGGUGCAGGGGGUGGCAGGCGUUUAGGAAAGGGCGGCCGUUUUCGGUGCACCGAGUGUGGCUGGAACCUGCCAAAUCGGCUCGCACUGGCGGACCACCACCGAAGGCACCAGGAGUCCCGUCUGAAGAUCUUGGAGGAGAUUGAGAAACUGAAUGAAAACGGGGGAGAGAUUCAGAAACUCGACAGUAAGGUGGUGAGGCAUACAAGCCCAGACCGAGCUAUUAUGCAAGAUGCAGACACAGCCUCGAUUCUAGGCAAAAUGUCAGACCCAGAAAUAGUCACGUCUCCACCUCUUUCCCCAGCCCCAGUUUCAACACAAGAUGCAGACGCAGUAGUUCUUGACUCAGAAGCAGCUCCUCCGAAUUCACUUCGAAGUCCAGCUCAGGCACGAGCUGUUUCUGCCUACCGCCGCCGCUUUGUCUGCACCAAGUGUAACUUCAGCACAAGAACCUCCCAGGCACUGGCUAAUCACACCAAGAUCCACAACAGAAAAAAACCCGCUCUCCAGGCUCACCCCCCAUCCCCUGGAUCACCAUCAUGUUUGGCAUCCACUUCCCUGGCCUGUGGUCAUUGUGCCUUCCUGACCUCAAGUCAAACUGUAAUGAGGGAACACCAGAACCUUGUUCACCCAGGACAGGUCUCCGUCAGCGGGGCGCAGGCUGAUGAGACCGGCCUGCAUUCACGGCCUAAUGUGGGUGCUCGAAUUUCAAAACCCACCCUAGACUCUGACCAUCUCUCUGGAUCUGGAUCCCCACCCGAUGCAACUCAAAGCCAAAGCCAGCAAGUAGUCACUGCCUCCGAGGACAGCACAAUACAAGACAGCGCUGCAGCUCGGGCCACAAGCCAGUUGGUCUUCAAGUGUGUUGGGAACAGGAGAUUCAGCAGAAGAGGGAAGACUUGGACUGAUCUGGCCAAGUUUCAUCCCAGACUGGAUGAUGGCAAGCUGCCUGGGAGUGAAGAAGGAGAAGAGCGGGAUGAAGAUCAGAGCACAGAGCUUGACACUGAGUGUUCCCAAGAAGAGGUCAGCUCACCCGUGGGAGUGAAACCGCACACCAGAGCACGAUCAAACACAGAUGACUGUUCAGCACAGCAGAGUGCUACAUUAUCACUCCCUUCAAAGAACAGUGUGAAGGGCGAAGACAAGCUGGAAGCGGAGAAAGAUGGGAAGGUUUUCUGCUUGAGGAGGAGCAACAGGGUUACUGCUGCUCCUGCGGAAACUGACAGUGAUGACGACGACGACGUAGACGAGGAACGCGUGCGCUUUCUCCUGUCAGAGGGCAUCUUGGAUGAAGACAACGACGAGCUUGAUGAGGACACAGAGGCGCUCAAGAGCGUGGAAAGGAGGUGCCCCUACUGCCCCGAUCGAUUUCACAAUGGCAUUGGGCUCGCCAACCACGUGAGAGGCCACCUGAACCGAGUGGGCGUCAGCUACAACGUGCGUCACUUCAUAUCCCCCGAGGAAGUCAAUGCGAUUGAGAAGAAGUUCUCCUAUCAGAAGAAGAAAAAAAAAGUCGCCAACUUUGACCCGGACACGUUCAGUGUGAUGCACUGUGAGUUCUGUAGCGCCGGCUUCGACACCCGGGCCGGCCUGUCCAGCCAUGCACGGGCCCACCUGCGCGACUUCGGCAUCACUAACUGGGACGUUACCAUCUCGCCCAUCCACAUCCUGAGGGAGUUGUUCUCCAGCCGGCCCGACCUUGUAAUCCCCACGGCUCCCCCUCGGAGCCUCGGAUCUCCACAGGAGGAGAGCGAGGAGGAGGAAGAGGAGAGGGAAGUGGAGGAGGAAGGGGAGGGAAUCGUUGAGGUAAAGCUAGAGGGGGAGACAAGUGAAAGGACGCUGAGUGCUGCCGUUUCUGAUGCACUGCCUCCAGCAUCUCCUCAACGCUGCAAGAAAGAGGAUGAUGUAGAAGAGUGUGAAGGUGAGGAGGAGGAAGCAGCUGAGGAAGAGGAUGAGGAGGAGCUGCAGCUUCCAGCUCUGGACGGUCUGAGCUCAAGCCCCGGGAAAACAGGGCUGUGCGGCGUGGACACAGACGGCAUCUCUCCUGGGGAAGAUGCAGACUCCAAGGUCCACAGCUUGAAGUGUGAGGUGUGUGGAGCUCAGUUUGAGACCAGGCGGGGACUGUCCAGCCACGCCCGCUCUCACUUGCGCCAGCUGGGCAUCAGUGUUUCAGAGAGCAGCGGGGCACCCAUAGACCUCCUCUACCAAAUUGCCAAGGAGCGCGACAUAGACAGCCAAAUAAGCUCACCCCUCCUAGAGCCCCUUGCAUCCAAGAACUCCCCCCUGUCCGUUCCUCAGAAAGAUGAGGAUUUAGAAGACAUGGACUUAGACGAGAAACCCAGCCCACUCUCCAUCCUGGCCAAAGCAGCAAAAGCAGUGCCACCCUCUUCCUCCUCCACGCCCACACCUUCUCCGGGUGUCUCUCCGGCCCUGCCUCAUUCGGGCUCCCCUUCCUCAGUAGUGAGGAAAGCUCCCAUUUCCUCUCUGCUGCCUGUGUCUUCCCCCUUGCGCUCCCCUGAGCACAAGGCAGGGGGAAUGAAAACCUUGACCUCUAACCUCUCUGCCCCGGCCACCAUCACAGCAACCAAACCCCUCUGGGCACCGCAGGAGAAUGACGCUCCUCUCAACCUCACACUAGAGGUGGACCCCAACAAGGACAUCGUUUGUCAGCUGUGUGGCGCCUGGUUUGAGACUCGGAAAGGCUUAUCCAGCCAUGCACGAGCGCACCUGCGACACUUUGGGGUGGAGUACUCUGAAUCCAAGGGCUCUCCCAUCGACCUCCUGAACCAGCUCAUUGAUACUGACGACUUCAAGCACAAAGCCAGUGCAUUGCAGCUCGACAGCCACACAGGACCACGGGGCCUCACGACCACGCUAUCCUCCCCGAAGCAGUCGCUGCUGAGCCUCUCCUCCUCCUCUUCUUCUUCAUCCCUCCUCUACAAGGUGACCACAGCUGGGGGCGGGUCGACAUCCAAAACUACCUCUUCCUCUGCCUCAUCUUUACUAGGCCCACCUGCCAAGCGGCUCAAGUCUUCUUCCAUGCGGGUCUUCCGCCUGAGUAGCGGGGAGCUCAUGGCCCUUCCACACAGUGAACCUCUUAAAGAAAUAGGCUGUGAGUUCUGCGGGGAAUAUUUUGAGAAUCGCAAAGGCCUCUCCAGCCACGCCCGCUCCCAUCUGCGGCAGAUGGGCAUUACCGAGUGGUCUGUCAACGGCUCCCCAAUCGACACCCUGAGGGAGAUCAUCACAAGACGGGGCCUGCCUUGCGCUCUUCCUCUAAAACCUCUCAAAACUCCACCUCCGUCCUCUCCGGGGCCCCCCCGAUCCCCUCUGUCAACCUCCUCCUCUCCUUCAGCUAACCUCCUCAGUCGUCUACCCUUCGCCUUUGCCCGCCCCUCCAGCCCUCCUCAGCCCGCGGUGUCUAAAUCAAGCUCCGUUCCGCCGACGUCCUCCAGCGGGCUUAUCCUCAAGCUGAAGCCUGAGCCGGUGCAGCUGGAGGUGACCACGCCUGGGGAUGUUGGGAGAUCUGCCAGCUUCUCUGGUGAACCUCUCAGCUGGAGCAGCUCUGACAAUGUGUUCCCACUUAAUUUGGCCAUGCCACAUGAAGUAGAGCCGACAAGAGAUAUCCGCUGUGAGUUCUGCGGGGAAUACUUUGAGAAUCGCAAAGGCCUCUCCAGCCACGCCCGCUCCCACCUGCGCCAGAUGGGCAUUACUGAAUGGUCUGUCAACGGCUCACCAAUAGACACCCUGAGGGAGGUUAUGCACAAGAGAGGUGUAGGCGCCUCCUCUCACUCUGACCAGGGAGUGAAGAAGGAGUCAAGCCAAGGAGCCAACAGUCCCCCAUGGGAGAACGCCAGGGGCACCGGCAGGUCAGAGGGUUUGGGUGUUUCAGGAUACCACUCCUCCAAAUACCGUAAAUCCCCUCUCAGUUUGCUGCAGUCAGGGUCCAGGCUCCACAAGCAGGGCCUGGGGUCCGCGGGCACAUCUGCUACCCCACCUGCAGGGAAGUUUUUCAGGAUGUCCCCACUAGGGAAAAGGCCUCUGUCUGAGGAGGCCCGAUCAGUGGAGACUGCCCACUCACCAUCACAUCAGCCUAAGACUUUCUCGCCUCUGCCACAUGAUUUCUCCUUCAAAAGAAAACCCUCCCCAGACAAGCACGGACACCAGGAUCCCAGUUGUGAGCUGUGUGGCUUCUACUUUGAGAACCGUAAGGCUCUAGCCAGCCACGCGCGAGCCCACCUGAGGCAGUUUGGUGUGACUGAGUGGUGUGUAAAUGGAUCCCCCAUCGAGACGCUUAGCGCCUGGAUGCGCAGCAGGCCACAGAAGGUGUUGGAGAUGCAUCGUAGCUACAUGCAGGGCAGCCGCUCCACCCUCAAGAAGAAGAGCAGCUCACCUCUUCAGUCAACAGAUUCUGAUCAUAUCCUUCCCAUAUCAUCGCAGAAGGCCUCCUCUUCCUCCUCCUCCUCCUCCUCCUCCUCCUCUUCCUCCUCCUCCUCCCAGUGGUCUUCUUCUUUGGCUGUGAGCCUGGUGCGGCCGGUGAGCCGCGAGGUCAGCCAGGGCUCUUCCAAGACCGCCGAGGGUGAGGCUGGUACCAAUCUACAGGCCGUUCCCAUCAGGCCCGGCCGCAGCAGUCCCGGCCACUCGCGGCUCGCCAGCGGCCUCCCGCUUCAAGCACAGGUGGCACGCAGUGAGCUUAACGUCCGCCUGCCCAGAGGCACCGUCCCCGCCCUGGUGCCCAAACCACCCUCCUACCCACUGGUCAAACUGGUGGGCAAAUUCUACACCCUGAAGUGCCGCUUCUGCGAGGUGGAGUUUCACGGCCCGCUGUCGGUGCAGGAGGACUGGAUCAGACACCUCCAGCAGCACAUCCUGAAGAUGAACUACAGCAAACCUGCUACGCCCAAAGCAGCCUCCGCUGGACCCCCUGCCCCAGCUGAUGACCCAGCGCCGGUCCAGGCCUCUGCCACAGCCUCCACCUCUACCUCCAGCACCACCUCUACACCUACUCCUGCCCUCGCCACCACCCCGACCCGCCCCACAGCUCCCAGCAGCCGCUCCUCUACGCCUCUGGCUGAGUGCACUCCGCCUGUCACUGCCACAGAGAUAGUAAAGGGCUCCGAGGAGCAACCCACCCCAUCUCCAACUUAUAUCCCCCUCCCCACCCAGACAGUGUAAGCUCAGAUUCAUCACUGUCAUUUUGCCCCCUUUUGCUUUGUCCUGCCUUUACUGUUUCUUUUUCGUCCAACCGUUUAUUUCCUUUGGCCUUUGCAAAGUGUUGUUGAGGAGGAGUGUUUCCCCUCCAAAGAGCACCUUUUGAAGCAGCUUUCUAGACUGUUACUAAGUCCCGUUACCAUGGGAACGAAGCUCUCCUGGCGUGGAUGAUUGUGGGAAAUGUCCACGCUUAUGAGGAGAGAGGAACCAGUGUUUUGCAUUUGCCUUGUUUAUAUUGAAUGUCCAGGUGAUGACAUGGAGCGUUGCUGUGCAUCUCCUCCCAUUCACUGGACGGUUUAGGGGUUAAUGUAGCCCCUAUCAAACCCCCCCCUUCUACUACAGUUUUGCCUCCACCCUUUCCCCUAAUGAACAGUGCAUUACAAAGGCCUGUGAGAUCAAUUCUAUCAGCAUGCUGGUAGCGCUGGCCUCAGCCCUAAAGGUCCUUCUGAGAUUAAAUGACAUUUACAAUCACGCUAGUGUUGUGGUUGAGACUUCAAAUGUGGCAACACUUAGUGUUAAAACAGGCACUUUUAAUGAUGACACUGAGCACUUACUGAGACGCCCAUUCAAAUGGGCAAAAUUUGACAAAGACUAAUUCCGAUUGGUUUAAGGAGCAAGAAGUGGAAGCACACUCAAAAAGGGAAGCUCCCCCUUGUUAACUUUAUAAUGUAAUUCUCUACCCGAAAUAUACAUUUGUUUGAAUGUAGCUUAAAGCACCUAUUAAUACCUUAAAUGCACACAUUCAUACACAAUCAGACAUAUAUACCCAGUGUUGCUGUUGAUAGUUUUACCUUUCAUGAUGUUACUACUCCACAGUCUGCUGUUUUCAGCAGAUGAGGCUGCUGUUGUGUUGAAGGCACAGUCGUUUUUUUAAUCUCCCUCUCUGGAUUGGAGAAGCAGGGCCAUAGAAAACCUUCAAGGUUACACGUACAAGUUUUUUCCCGUGUUGCCAUUUUCGUCCUGCCCUUUUCAGUUUAACCCAAAUUAUUUAUUUAUUUUAAUGCAUCUGAAUGUGGUAAGCUAGGUCAUUAAAGCUAAAGUAGAACUUUGGAAUGUUUGGAAGUAGGUCAGCAGUGCACUUUUACACUAGUGCACAGUGUGUGUGUAUGAUUGUGUGUGUGUGUGUGUGUGUGCGUGUGUGUGUGUUAGUUUGUAUGUUUGUGUACAUACAUAGAAAUGUGCAUUUGUUUCCCAUUUUAAAGAGAAAGACAGAAGUAAAACUGCUAGACAGGAAGACACCUCUUUAGCUCAAAGUGAACUAAAUGUGGGAGCCUUCCUGGAUGUGGCCUGGUCAUGACUUAAAAGCAUCCGUCGUCAUGUUAGGAUGUGCCAAAGAGUCUGUUUACUUCCUGGACUUUCAUCUGUAAAAGCUGUUUACAUCGCACCUGAUGGUGGAGGAAACUCUGCACGGCUACCGAGUUCCUUGAGGCACCACACUGACCAACGGACUGAACCAGCGGUGAUCUGCAUCCACUACAUGCACCGCCGUGUUCCUCCGGUUUAAAAGACUCGGGAGCGGCUUCACGGGGUUGUUACUGUACGAUUAGAUUAUUCCAAUUAAACAUGAACACAAACCAAACUUGAUUUCAAGCAGGGCUCUUGAGAACUGCCGACCCUGAGUCCAAACACGUCUGACCUCGGGGCUCUUGAGGCUGAUGUCUUCGGCCUGUUUCUUGCUACGUUGCUUCAGACUGUGUUAAUAUCAACACCACAACUGCAGCAAUAACCGAAGGGUCCAUACAGGCUGACGACCUUUUAGAGUUCGUUCCAGUGUUGCCCACGUUUGAAACAUGACUGUUCGAUCCAAACAAUACCCAAACCCUUUUAUGGAGUAUAGAUACAUACUAUAUAACUACAUGUACUUAAGAAACUGUUGAUGCUAGUAGAGCCAUCAGCAGUUCUAUUAGCAAGGUAGUUAAAAAAAUAAGUGAUCUUAAUUCUUCUAUUGUGAUUUUGAUUUAAACCUUUGAUGCUAUGUAUUUUUUAUUGCUCUGUGCAUUUCUGUAUUUGCAGUCCUGCAAGGUGAAUCUUAGAGUAUUUUUUAUUUUUACCUGUUAGUCUCUCCAAGCUGAAACUUUGGUGCUGGUGAGAAUGUUGCAGGUUGGGAGGUGGCGAGUGGCGUGAGACUGAACGUGAGGAAAACGUUUCAAUGUGAUUGUCACGUCCCGGUAUUAUAGGACUCUAAUAAAUCAGGCCUUAAAGGGGACCACUGUGCACGGUCAGAUAUGAUCUUUUCGCGGCAUUCACAGAGUAAUAGAUGCUGUAGCCUCCUGCAGGCGCCGUGGCUGCAUUACUGUGUGAGAUGUGAAGUACAGGCCGGUGCAUUAGAGUUCCCUUUUAAGAUUACCUGAUUAAGCCUCAGCUGGUGUGUGUGUGUGUGUGUGUGUGUGUGUGUGUGUGUGUGUGUGUGUGUGUGUGUGUGUGUGUAAACAGACGAUGAUUAAGAAGAAAAAGAUGCAGUUGAGGAAAGAACUGUACACAAAGGGUUAAGUUUUAAGUGAAUCAACUACAGAACAAACAAAUAAAUGUGAUUUCAAUUUCA
Molecule: messenger RNA, 9916 nt
Organism: Micropterus salmoides (largemouth bass)
Lineage: Eukaryota; Metazoa; Chordata; Actinopteri; Centrarchiformes; Centrarchidae
Product: protein Wiz
Exons: 17
Coding region: 1060-7338 (2092 amino acids)
Biological process (GO): regulation of transcription by RNA polymerase II
Cellular component (GO): nucleus
Molecular function (GO): RNA polymerase II cis-regulatory region sequence-specific DNA binding; DNA-binding transcription factor activity, RNA polymerase II-specific
Source: RefSeq, a predicted model, not a curated record